Messenger RNA from Helobdella robusta, 804 nucleotides. RefSeq lists its product as hypothetical. NCBI's taxonomy places the organism in Eukaryota, Metazoa, Annelida, Clitellata, Rhynchobdellida, Glossiphoniidae. The record is from RefSeq and is a predicted model, not a curated record. The coding region runs from base 1 to 804 and encodes 267 amino acids. The transcript is spliced from 6 exons.
AUGCCCAGCAAAACUAAUACGGAAUUGGAAAGAUCGUUAGAAAAUCACGACCUAUGGAUGAGGGAAGAACACCAUCUAUUGGAAAUCUUGAACCUACGAAAUGAUAACUCGUUGGAAACUACAAUUGGUGUUAGAAAUAUAGAGAUCAUUGAAGUUAUAACACUGUCUACAUUAAAACUGUUAACGAUCAAAAAAGAUAAGACAAAUGAAGUGCAUUACAACGUCUGCCAAUCGCUGUGCGACAUUAGAAAAGCAGCCGAUUCACGCCAGCCAAACUCGUCCUUCAAAAUGCCAUCAAAAGAAAAACAACGGCCCAUAGUCCCCAGCAGGCCUUUAGGUGUUAGGAUUCCUGGGAAGUAUGCAAUAGCGGAGGGAUGUUGCAGAAAAAUUCAGAAUGGCCCCUCUAUGGUACUUAGACUUGGAUCACUGACUGGCCGCAGCAUGGAAAUCGCAGAAAUGCUCGAGCGUAAAAGGAUUAACAUCUGCUGCCUUCAGGAAAUCCGAUGGAAAUCGAAUGGUGUCUGUCAUGUCAACUCAGACAAAGAAAAAUAUAAACUAUUCUGGAAUGGCCAAAAGACGGCCAAAAAUGGUGUUGGAAUAUUUGUCAGAGAACCGCUAGCCCAAGAAGUACUGGAUAUUAAAAGCAUUAAUUCACGUCUCAUAUGGAUCAAGCUGCGCCUAGAAAACCUUUGUGUUGAAGAUGGCUGCUUCAAAUCAAUAGAUGAAGAUAAAGAUAUAGAGAUAAAAUACAUGUUACAAUGUUCUAUGUUCCGCGUAUGUCAGAGCUGCAAAAAUAACGAGUAA